Cydia pomonella (codling moth) is the source of this 7061-nucleotide messenger RNA. It is a transcript of the gene PCB, whose product is annotated as pyruvate carboxylase, mitochondrial. The transcript has 26 exons. Gene Ontology annotation, biological process: pyruvate metabolic process; gluconeogenesis. The record is from RefSeq and is a predicted model, not a curated record. Gene Ontology annotation, cellular component: cytoplasm. Bases 291 to 3890 code for a protein of 1199 amino acids. Gene Ontology annotation, molecular function: pyruvate carboxylase activity; ATP binding; metal ion binding. Lineage: Eukaryota; Metazoa; Arthropoda; Insecta; Lepidoptera; Tortricidae.
GUCAUUUGCGUAGCUUACCUCGUUUUGUAAAGUUCAAAUCGUGUUAAGUAAUCAUUCGGAAUAUUAAUAAAAUUAAGUGAAAUACUAACGAUUAAAUAGUUAUUUGUAAGAAUAAGGUGUUAGUAUACCUUGAUGUGUGGAAAGUGACCAUUUGAAAACGGAACGAAACGAAAACGAAAAAUAGUCUAGUCAAUUUUUUUUAUACAAUGAAAUAAUUAUUAGUUUAAGCUAUAGUGCUAUUUACUUAGCGUGGUACUUGUUUUUGUAAAUUUUUAUUUCGAUAAGUGAAGAUGCAGAUCCUCAAAGCGCGCCAUAUUUACCUGACGGCCAAUCAGUUUCAAGCAUGGAGCUGCGCGAGAGCACGAUAUGCGAGCUCGAACGCAAACAAACCGGUCGAGUAUAAACCCAUAAGGAGCGUUCUGGUAGCAAAUAGAGGAGAAAUCGCUAUCAGAGUGUUCCGAGCAUGCUCCGAACUCGGCAUACGGUCCGUCGCCAUCUACAGCGAGCAGGACAAGCUGCAGAUGCACAGACAAAAAGCCGACGAGUCAUACCUGGUUGGCAAAGGUCUGGCUCCCGUAGAAGCGUACCUCAGCAUCCCGGAAAUCAUCAGGGUAGCUAAAGAAAACAAUGUAGACGCUGUUCAUCCCGGUUAUGGACUGUUGUCAGAAAGGGCAGACUUCGCGCAAGCAAUCGUGGAUGCCGGCAUGCGGUUCAUCGGUCCGCAUCCAUCCGUCGUGCAGCGGAUGGGUGACAAAGUGGCCGCCAGGAAAGCUGCCAUUGAAGCUAAGGUCCCCAUCGUACCCGGCACGGACGGUCCUAUUACAACCAAAGAAGAGGCCGUGGACUUCUGCAAAAAACAUGGUCUUCCAGUUAUCUUCAAGGCGGCGUACGGCGGUGGUGGUCGCGGUAUGCGAGUAGUACGAGACAUGGCCGAAGUGGAAUCGGCCUUUGAGCGUGCUUCCUCCGAAGCGCUGGGCGCCUUUGGCAAUGGGUCCAUGUUUAUUGAACGCUUCAUCGAACGGCCCAGACAUAUUGAAGUGCAACUGCUUGGCGACAAGGCAGGCAAUGUGGUCCACUUGUAUGAGCGUGACUGCUCGGUGCAGCGGCGGCACCAGAAGGUCGUCGAGGUGGCCCCUGCGCCCGGGCUAGACCCAGAGGUUCGUAAAAAGAUGACAGACUGCGCUGUUCACCUGGCCAAGCAUGUGGGAUACGAAAACGCCGGUACGGUGGAGUUCCUCCUUGAUAGCAAGGGUAACUUCUACUUCAUCGAGGUCAACGCCAGGUUACAAGUAGAACACACAAUCACAGAAGAAGUAACAAGCAUCGAUUUAGUCCAGUCCCAGAUCAGAGUAGCCGAAGGCAUGACCCUGCCAGAACUGGGUCUGACCCAAGACAACAUCAAAACACAAGGAUUCGCUAUUCAAUGCAGAGUCACUACUGAAGACCCGGCCAACAACUUCCAACCUAGCACCGGAAGACUUGAAGUGUUCAGAUCUGGUGAAGGUAUGGGUAUCCGUCUCGAUUCUGCGGCCACCUAUGCUGGAGCCAUCGUGUCGCCUUAUUACGACUCGCUGCUAGUAAAAGUAAUUUCCCACGCCAACGACCUCCCAGCGUCGGCGGCUAAGAUGACGCGCGCCCUCAGAGAGUUCCGUAUCCGCGGCGUUAAGACCAACAUUCCUUUCUUGCUCAAUGUCGUCGGCAACCAGAAGUUCCUUUCCGGCGCCCUGGACACGUACUUCAUCGACGAACAUCCUCAGCUCUUCAUGUUCAAGGCUUCACAGAACCGUGCUCAGAAACUGCUCAAUUAUCUCGGACAGGUGCUUGUGAACGGCCCAGCUACACCAUUGGCCACCUCCAUCCCUCCUGCGGACAUCACACCAUACAUUCCCCCCGUUCCUCUCGACCUUUCUCCAGAGGCUGUCAAGAAAUACGAACUAACCGGAGAAAAUACAGCCAUCCAGCCUCCAAAAGGCUUCAAACAGAUCCUACAAGAAGGCGGUCCCGAGGCCUUCGCCAAGGCCGUCCGUCAACACAAGGGCCUCCUCCUCAUGGACACGUCAUUCAGAGACGCUCAUCAGUCCCUCUUGGCUACCAGAGUUCGGACACAUGAUCUUUUGGCUGCGUCUCCAUAUGUGGCACAUAACUUUAGUAAUCUAUACUCUAUGGAGAACUGGGGUGGUGCUACUUUUGAUGUCGCUCUUAGGUUCCUGCACGAAUGCCCAUGGGAGCGACUGGAAGAUAUGCGACGCCUCAUCCCCAACAUUCCGUUCCAAAUGCUGCUGCGCGGCGCCAACGCCGUCGGCUACACCAACUACCCCGACAACGUGGUCUACAAGUUUUGCGAGAUGUCGGUUAAAGCCGGCAUGGAUAUCUUCCGCGUAUUCGACUCCCUUAACUACCUCCCCAACUUAAUCCUCGGCAUGGACGCGGCAGGCAAAGCCGGCGGCGUCGUGGAAGCUGCCAUCUCAUACACGGGCGACGUGUCCGACCCUAACAAGAAGAAAUACGAUCUGAAGUACUAUUUGAACUUGGCCGAUGAGCUCGUGAAGGCCGGGACGCAUGUGCUGUGUAUUAAGGAUAUGGCGGGGUUGUUGAAACCCCAGGCGGCUAAGCUCCUGAUCUCGGCGAUCCGCGACAAGCACCCCGACGUGCCCAUCCACGUGCACACGCACGACACGUCGGGCGCCGGCGUGGCCGCCAUGCUGGCGUGCGCUCAGGCCGGAGCCGACGUGGUGGACGCGGCCGCCGACAGCAUGUCCGGCAUGACCAGCCAGCCCAGCAUGGGCGCGCUCGUGGCCUGCCUGCAGGGCACCGACCUGGACACCAAAAUCCCCCUCCAGAAGGUGUCGGAGUACUCGGCGUACUGGGAGCAGGCGCGCACGCUGUACGGGCCGUUCGAGUGCACGGCCACCAUGAAGUCCGGCAACGCGGACGUGUACCUCAACGAGAUCCCCGGCGGCCAGUACACCAACCUGCAGUUCCAGGCCUUCUCGCUGGGGCUCGGCAACCAGUUCGAGGAGGUCAAGAAGGCUUACAGAGAAGCGAACCUCCUCCUCGGUGACAUCAUCAAGGUCACCCCCUCAUCCAAGGUCGUUGGUGAUCUAGCCCAGUUCAUGGUGCAGAACAAACUCACCGCCAAAGACAUCGAAGCUAAAGCUGAGGAGCUGUCCUUCCCUAAGUCUGUUGUGGAGUUCCUGCAAGGAGCUAUUGGACAGCCGCAUGGAGGAUACCCUGAACCUUUAAGAUCUAAAGUACUUAAAGACAUGAAGAGAAUCGACGGCCGGCCCGGCGCUGAAAUGCCGCCACUAGACUUCGACAAGCUCAAGGCUGAGAUCCAAGAAAUCUACCCGCAGAUUACCGACUACGACGUGAUGUCGGCGGCCAUGUACCCGCAAGUCGCCAACGACUUCUUCCGCAUCCGCGAUAAAUACGGCCCCGUCAAACAUCUGGACACUAAGACCUUCCUCGUUGGACCUACGGUCGGCGACAGCAUCGAAGUGAAGAUCGAGCGCGGCAAGACGCUGGACAUCCGCACGCUGGCCGUGUCGGACGAGAUGACGGCGGCGGGCGAGCGCGAGGUGUUCUUCGAGCUCAACGGCCAGCUGCGCAGCGUCUUCAUCAAGGACGAGACGGCCAGCAAGGAAAUGAAGAUCCAUCCUAAAGCCAUCAAGGGUGACAAGAAUCAAGUUGGAGCCCCGAUGCCAGGCACCGUUUUAUCGGUGAAAGUAAAGGAAGGCGACAAAGUAGAAAAGGGCCAAGCCAUCGCCGUCCUGUCCGCCAUGAAGAUGGAGAUGAUCGUCCAGGCGCCCCAGGCCGGCACCAUACAGUCCGUACUCAUCACGAACGGACAGAAGCUCGAGGGCGACGAUCUCAUCGCGACCAUCGAGUGAACUACAUAAGGUGCAAUUUUGAAUGACUCGUUUCGUUUCUUUGAUAUUUUAUUGCAUAAAUGGGAGGCCUAGACAAAUCGUUUUUAAACGCCAUCGAAACUAAAAUGUAUAGAAAAAUUACCUGAGUUUUCAUCGCAUCUGUCAUCACGAUUUUUAAUUUUCGAUUUGCGUUUGUCGAUAAACGAUAUCUUGACUACGUUACGGCCCUUGAUGAAAAUUGCGGUAAAUUUAAACUUUUUCAGUGUUUUUUUAUAUCUAAAAAGUGAAGUGCGAUUUUAUAAAUCGAAUUUUAUGUAUAUUUGUGUAUAUAAAUAGUAUGUUUUUUAGUUUUAAAACGAAUACGGGACUUAAUCGCGUAAACUUACGUUUAUUAUAUGGCCUGACGUUUCGAACGUGACGUUACGCUCGUGGUCAGAGGCAGACUGGCGAGGAAUUGUAUUAACAUCUUGCUGCGCGCUUGUACGCUAGGGUUGUCACUUUGCCUACACACAACACUCACGACAUCCGAUGGUACAAGUGAAUAAUCAAGAUCAAGUGCGGGUAGUUCGCAAAACCCGCGCAGCAAGAUGUUGAUACAAUUCCUCGCCAGUCUGCCUCUGACCACGAGCGUAACGUCACGUUCGAAACGUCAGGCCAUAUAAUAAACGUAAGUUUACGCGAUUAAGUUCUGUAUUCGUUUUAAAACUAUGAACGAAAAUUGUGUUGGUUUAAACCAAUAUAUAGUAUGUUUUUUGUUGAGUUUUUUCUUUGUAUCGAAAUUUUCUUGUUAUAUUUACGAUGUUGUUUGUUAAAUGUGUUUUUAUAACUGAUAUUAAUAUCUUAGAAACGCAGCGACUCUAAGAGUGAUAGUUAUACGUACGUAUAUACGUUGUUUGAAUGUUACUUAAUUUUUAAUGAUCCCGACUUUAUUUAUUUUAUAUAUUUUAUUUGGCACAAGCAUAAAUGUUUGCAGCAUUUUAUACGAAGUUGUAUGAAGUUUUAAAUCUUUUUUUAUAUUAUGUAUUUUGCGAUUUUUUUUUAACUAUUUCCUUCUUUAUUCGAAUCAUUGUUAUUAAAGAUUUAUUUACUUAGUAAAAUGUUCGCGAAAUGAAAAAUAAGCAUUUUCAGCAUUUCCAAUUAAAUCGCAAAAUACUUGAGCUGAUGUGUUGUCGUAAUGUUUUCCAAAAUUGCGAAAUUUCUACAUGGAAAAUUCCUGUUUUUAUGAAAAUUGAAUAUUUCCUGUGAAAUUUCCUGAAGUUUCAGAGAACUUUCCCAACUUUUUGGAAACUUUCCGCAACUGGCAUAUUUGUAGGUACAGUCGACGUUAAAUAUAUUCUUACACUUUUGCAACUUACUCCUUUGUAAUAAGGCAAAAAAUGUAUACAUAUCUUUGACGUCGACUGUACUUGUAGCUAUAUAGAAACCUAAUAAUCCUUACCCUACCGCGGCAUGGCCCAGAAGGGUAAUGUUGAUCGAACUGUGAUAUCAUCCACUAAGUGGUGAAGUGACUUAAUAGCAUCACAGUACAAAAUUAAAAAAAAAAGCACUAGGCACCGGAACUGAUAUUGUUCGAAAUAAACCGGUUUCCACAAGUUACGUCUAUUUUUUUCUUUUGACGGAUAAACUCAGCAAAAACUAGUCUGCCAAAUAGCUCUACCGCAAAAACAAAUGAUUUUGGAAAUAAAAUUGAAGGAGCGCAGGUGCUCCCAUUUUAAAGGCCGGCAACGCACUUACAACCGUUCUAGUGUUGCGGGUGUCCAUGGGUGACGGUAAUCGCUUGCUAGGCGAUUCCACUGGCCGUCCGUCUCGCAUUAAUACAGUUAGAAAAAGACGGGUAGUCUAUCUCGUCGGCAUGCUACUGUCGCGCUCUUCCUGUGCUAGGCGUUUCUUUCUCUAACGUAUUUUUUAGUCGAAGAUUGCUCGACAUGUGUGAAUAUGCGUCGGUCUGCCAAUACGUUCUUAGUUUAAGCUUGUAAAGGAGCAAUCCGGUUAACCCAGGUUAGUGGGAUGGUGCAAGUGUGCAAGAUGAAUAUUCAUUAAUAUCAUUAACGAAAAGGUACUUAAAAGUUGUAUUUCUGUGUGCUUAAGUAUUAUUUUGUACAUAUGGCUCUACGUAAAACCAAUAUAUUUUUAUAUUGAUAUGAUUGCAAUUAGAGCCACAGAUUAUUUGUCAAUUUUUACUUGAUUGUUGUGAUAAAAACACUGAUGGGGUUCGACUAAAAACUACCGAGGGUAACGCGCGCGCUGCCUCGGCCGAGGCACCUCGCACGUCUACAUAAGCCGGUUGCCGCGCGAGAGAAUUUCCUCGCUGGGUGGAUCCGCCUAUUGGCCCGUUUUAAUGUCCGUGUCUCACGGAUUAAAAAAAAUCGUCUAUAUCGGUUUUCGGUCCUUGAGCAAUCGCCUGUUCAUAUUCAAUUUUAUAACCUACAUGGUGUAGUUCAGCGAUACUCAACCUGCGGCUCGCCAGGCUUUUCUAGUUGGCCCGCCUGAUCUUAGUAUAGAUGCUUGUUCCGAUCACCUAAGCAAAUACAUCUUGCGGCCCGGGGCUACAAGGCAAAACCGUCUCUGUAGGCUACAAAACACGGGUCAAAACCGUCUUUUGAGCUACAAAAAUCGGGAUAAAACCGUCUUUGUGGGCUACAAAAACCGGUUCAAAACCGUUUAUGUGGGCUACAAAAAUUGGGAAAAAACAGUCCUUGUGGGCUACAAAACCGGUCAAAACCGUGUUUGUGGGCUAUAAUAACUGGUACAAAAUCGUCUUUGUGCGCUAUAAAAACCCGUCAAACCCAUCUUUGUGGGCUAAAUAACGGGGAAAAAAACCUUCUUUGUGGGGUACAAAAACUGGGAGUAAGCCGUCUUUGUGGGCUACAAAAACCGGGGCAAACCCGUCUUUGUGGCUCUCAUAAAAAAAGGUUGAGUAUGGCUGGUAUAGUUCAUAUUCAAAUGGCUCCUAGUAGAGUUAGUCAUUCCAUACAACAGGGUUAAAUGAAAAAGUAUGGGCAUAUCACAAACUAAAAAGACUAUCUUAAGUUGUAAAUUAAAUUAAAACUGUUAGAUGUAAGAUGAUCUGUCUGUACUUGAAGCUAAGUUAAGUGUUUUUGUAUGUUGGUGCUAAUUUUGUUAUUAUUCUGUAAUAUUAUUGUUACUUUCAUUUUUACUUUUACUUUUAUGCAAUAUAUUGAUUUUAUCAUA